Molecule: messenger RNA, 509 nt
Organism: Cuscuta epithymum
Lineage: Eukaryota; Viridiplantae; Streptophyta; Magnoliopsida; Solanales; Convolvulaceae
Source: the annotation of a GenBank genome assembly
CUGGAUCUGAGUGAUAUCCUUCAUAACAUAAUCGAAGAAAUUGCUGUAAGAGUCUAUGCUUGGCCAAUGAAUACAGGCGCUCGAUGUAUGAAGAUUCGGCGGAGGAAGAGGUGUACGCCAUACGGACACCGCUUCAGCUUCUCUAAUCACUUUCUGCUUCAUGAGAUUGAAUUUUCGUCUCAAUCUGGGCAUCUAUGCUUACUUGAAGGUUGGUUGAUACCGAGACAAAAUUGGAUUAACAAUGGGACCAUGGUAUCACCGAUUUUAUAUGUGGUUCUGGAGGUUUCGACAGUUCAGGUCUAAGCUCUCAGCACCAGCAAAUCCAAUUUAGUCAUUUGUAUUCACUCUCCAUAAUGUAUUCAAGAGUGUGUUUGAAUUAGUCACAACCAUUUGUGUUCUUAUUUAACCGAUAUAGUUCUUAUGGGAAUCUCAUGACCAUUGAACUGAAGUUGUUACUUUCUCUUUUCAACUAUUAGGAUAUUGUCCUAAACCAAGUAUUAAUUUUUGUG